Messenger RNA from Ruditapes philippinarum (Manila clam), 2391 nucleotides. Its product is annotated as tectonic-2-like. The record is from RefSeq and is a predicted model, not a curated record. Gene Ontology annotation, biological process: cilium assembly. NCBI's taxonomy places the organism in Eukaryota, Metazoa, Mollusca, Bivalvia, Venerida, Veneridae. The coding region runs from base 107 to 2140 and encodes 677 amino acids. The transcript is spliced from 9 exons.
AAAAGUCGUAGUGACACAUAAACAAAUGGUGGGAAAUGGGAAGAUUUGCAUGUUCUUGCUCGUUUGAAAGUUAAAUUAUCGAAGUAUUUGACAUGUCUUUUGGAAAAUGACACCUGACAUGUUUCAUUUAUUUAUUGUUUUGCUCACAUUCACACCAGUAAUAACUCAAAAUACAGCUCAGACUGUCAUAGCAAAUGCUGCAUUUGAAGAUGUAGCACCUUGUCCUUGUGAUCUAACAAAGGGAUCCUGUGAUAUAAGAUGCUGUUGUGAUGGGGACUGUAGUAGUGAUGAGAAACAAACAUUUGAUAGCUGCAUCCCGUUUUUACCUGGAGGGCAGAGUGCCGAGGACCAGCAGUAUGAAUGUUCAUCCAAACACCAUAAUAAACCUGAUUGGUUCCCGUUCUUAUGUGUAGUGUUUGAGUAUAAUGCAUUCCUUGGUUACUUCUAUGAUUGGCAGUACAAGCUUGCGGAGAAUAGUCAAGCUCUCCUUAGUCGACUUUAUACCAGAACCUUCUACUGGUACAGAGAACUCGAGCCAAGAACUCUGCCUGAUUCACCUGAGGGUGCUUACAAGUAUGGAGUGAAUAUGAAGACAACUAAAGGCCUACUGACGCUUCCUCAGCCAAUUUUGAGUGGCCAAUGUUUAUAUACAGCACCUGUGCAGUACCUGAAAGAUAUAGACACCUCCUGCACAUUUCAGUUAUCUAACCGAUUGUGCAGCCAGUCUUCAGUUCUAAGCGUGCUUUCAUACAUAAAUAAAAUAAACAAUAUUAGUGUUCUGGCUGGCAGUUCAAGCAUUGUACCAGCUACAACGACUGUGGUAUACAAGUGUGCCACAGAUGUAAGUUCCUAUAUAAAAUCUUCACAGACAAUAAAUGAUUUAGUGGAUAAUACUCAAGUAUAUAAAUUUAAUUACAACUUGCCCACUGGCGAACAGUGUGUUGACGACUGUGCCGUGUGUGACAAUUUCAACGAUUCACCAAAUACUGAUACCCCAAUCAACAAUUGUCCAUCACAGACACCCACAACUAGCCUGGACGCGAACGGUGUUUGUUUAAAUGCUGUUAUCGACGUAGACUACACAAUAAAAUGGACGGGUAACACAACCGAACAGUUAGACGCAGUUAUAACUCUGGGUAAUAUAGAAAUACAGAAUGCCGCAGGAAUUAAUAAUGUCCUUACACAGAAAUAUAAAACAACUUUCAUCCAUAAUGUGACGGCACCAGGUGAUGGAGCCAUUGAUAAUUUCAAUAACAUCACCGACGCUUCAUACGAGCGAUCAGGCAGAGUAGGCUACGAUAUUGGACGUACGAUAUUUACCGGCUACGAGAUUUUGAACACAACUCUGACACCACCUCAAUUCAUGUAUGUUAACACCAACACGUCGAGGCAAAUGGCAGUGUUCGAUACAUCUGCGGAUGGCUUGUGUAGGAACGCUGGAAGAAGGAGUAUAAAGUUUCAAGAGGAUAUCACCACUCGGUGUAAAUUGAUGUUAAAUCAUGCAGAGUUUUCUGACUGCUCUGGUUUAAGGAAGUUGAUCAUAAAUAGACUAAACAACCUGAUGCCAUCAAAUUUGAUUGGUCGUCGAGGUUACAAUGAUAAUACUAACAGAGGAUACUGGCUUGAGGUUCUCAGGGAUGACUUGAAAUCCAGUUGUGAUCUUAGCGAGUAUUUCCCAUUAGGUAUGAGCCCAGUUGACAACCGCACAGGAAUUUGUUACAACAUUACCGAUGGAAUACAUCUGCAGAUUUUUUAUGGAGUAACUGGAAAAUCUAAUGGAUUUCCCAUCUACGAAAUUCUUGGAAGUAAAGUCAGUUAUUCCAAUUCAACCUGGCAAGUACAAUGUAGCGGGCCUGCUGGUGGCGUGUGCCGAGAAACAAACUCACAACCAUUUUAUGUGACCAAUUCUGUGAGGUUUAUAGAAAUUCCACCAGUGACCCCUGAACCUGUCUCAAAAUACUAUGAAGUGCCUAGAGAAGAAGACAAGCAGUUAUGUCCGGGGGAUCGUUGCUGGGACAAUUUAUUCUACCCAUUUACACGGCGAUACAGUGCCGACAAUCGAGAAUACGUGUUCGGAAUGGUCUCUUUGUCUAUCAUAUUCUUUAUAGGAUAUUUCCUUGUUGCUAGACCAUUCUGGUGAAAACAUUUAUCUAGUAUUAUAAUGUAAAAAGCUGCAGAAGGGCGAGGAAAAGUUUUAAUUAGUGCUUAAAUGUGCAAAAUAGUUUUGAAGAUUGAUAUAUACAGACAGUUAGUAAGCCAUGGAUACUACAAUAUAUACAGAAAGAAAUUUUGUAGGCAUUGGAUACUACCCCUUGUAUACUAGUGGUACUCUUAUAAUGUACGUGUAUUUCAAAUUGGAAGCCUCUAAAGGUGUUACAGGCAUUGUAUACA